This is a messenger RNA of Triticum aestivum (bread wheat), 654 nucleotides long. RefSeq lists its product as uncharacterized. The coding region runs from base 1 to 654 and encodes 217 amino acids. The transcript is spliced from 3 exons. NCBI's taxonomy places the organism in Eukaryota, Viridiplantae, Streptophyta, Magnoliopsida, Poales, Poaceae. The record is from RefSeq and is a predicted model, not a curated record.
AUGGGGGUUCACCCCGGGCUGCGGCGGCAGCUAGUAGGAAAGCAGCUGGAGUUCCCGGACUGCCGCCAGUCAACCAUCGACGGCCAAACUACCGCCCCAACCUUGCUCAUCACCGUCGUGGUCGACAACGCUUUCCGCGCCAGGAGCGCCGUCCAAUGGCACGGCUUCUGCCAGGGGCCGCUGACUGGCAUGUCGCCAGCAGACGGCAUCGAGGGCGUGACAUCCACGUACUUCUAUUACGUGUCUGAUCGUGUGCACCAUGACCGAGACUGUGCUCCAAAGUUCACCGGCACGCAGGGAGGCGAGGCUGGUCUGACCGCCGGCAGUUGCGCGGGCCGUGAAACAAACAAUCCUCUACAUCCUUUUCGGCAGGGGCCAUAUGCGUGCCCCGAAGCACAACUCAUGGCCAACUGUCCUGUCAUUCGCCUCAAUGAUGAUAGCGCGGUGGAGCGGCUCCUCCGAUGGUCCGCCAUGACAUUGGAGGCCACAGCCUCGUGGGUUGCUGAUGAGGACAUCAAUACCAUUGUUACACCCGCAGCCCCUACUGUUACAUAUACUGAACAAUUACUAGAGCUCGCGCACGUCAGACAUGAGCCCCGAGAGCUGAAGCUCUGGCUCCGCAGCCUGCAAGCGGCUAAUCAACCGACGAUUUGA